Messenger RNA from Symbiodinium natans, 1275 nucleotides. The record is from the annotation of a GenBank genome assembly. NCBI's taxonomy places the organism in Eukaryota, Dinophyceae, Suessiales, Symbiodiniaceae.
AUGUUCCGUCUCCACCCCCAGCUCUCCAAAUUCGUGACUACAUCGGUCGCCCGGCGAUUCUCUACCGUGGGGAAGCCCAUCGAAUGCUUCUCGGCCGUGGCGUGGAAGCCCGAGACAGACUUUUCCAAACCUGCCGUUUCUCUGGAGAAGAUCAUCGUGGCCCCCCCGGCGGAGAAUGAGGUGCGCAUUCGUAUUGAUUAUUCGACCCUCUGCGGAACGGACUUGCAGGCUGCGGCGGGAAAGGACAAUGAGGCUCACUUUCCUUUUGUUCCAGGACAUGAGUCGGCAGGUACGGUGGAGUCGAUUGGGCCCGGAGUCACCACGGUGAAGCCCGGCGACAAGGUGAUUCCAUGCUACCAGGCCCAAUGCUUUGCCGACGACUUGUCAAAGGAUCAGUGUCCUCGAUGCCGAGGUUAUCGCAAGGGCAAAACCAACCUUUGCGGUAAAGUCCGAGGCUUCACCGGUGCAGGUGUGAUGCGUGCUGGCGGUGUCCGUUUCCAAGGAGCGGAGGGCCAACAAGAGCUUCAUCACUUCAUGGGUAUCAGCUGCUUUUCUCAGUACACCGUGAUCCACGAGGAAAGUGCUGGUAAGAUUCGCGAUGACUCGCCUUUGUCGAAGGCACCAUUGCUUGCCUGUGCCCUCCCGACUGGAUUUGGUGCCGUCAUGAACACAGCCAAAGUGGAAGCCGGGUCCAUCGUUGCUGUCUUCGGGCUCGGGACAGUGGGACUCUCAAUCAUUGAGGCAUGCAAGCGUGUUGGUGCCACGAGGAUCAUCGCCAUCGACACUAACCCUGAGAAAUUCGAGCGCGCUCUGGCCUGGGGCGCCACCGAUACUGUGAAUCCCAAGGAACAUGACGGUCCAAUACAAGACAUCAUUAUCAAAAUGACAAACGGCGGUGUGGAUUAUUCGUUCGAGGCGACCGGCUCAGUGGACGUCAUGCGUGCAGCGCUAGAGUGUGCUCAUAUCGGAUGGGGAAAGAGUGUAGUCGUGGGUGUUGCAGCAGGCGGAGCAGAAAUCUCGACCCGUCCCUUCCAGCUGGUGACAGGGCGCACUUGGACUGGCACCGCUUUUGGUGGUUUCCGCGGUCGCGAGGGUGUUGCGCAACUCAUGGAUGAUUACAUGGAUGGGAAGUUUGACAUUGAUCCGUACAUCACGCACAACGUGCCGUUGCGAGACAUCAACGAAGCUUUUCGCUUACUCCGUGCGGGAGAGAGUCUCCGGACAAUCAUCUGGAUGCAUGAAGAUCCUCCGCACAUUGGUGCCGUCCCCGCAUGA